Molecule: messenger RNA, 3258 nt
Organism: Mycena indigotica
Lineage: Eukaryota; Fungi; Basidiomycota; Agaricomycetes; Agaricales; Mycenaceae
Product: RNA cytidine acetyltransferase
Exons: 11
Coding region: 10-3258 (1082 amino acids)
Biological process (GO): rRNA acetylation involved in maturation of SSU-rRNA
Cellular component (GO): nucleolus; 90S preribosome
Molecular function (GO): 18S rRNA cytidine N-acetyltransferase activity; tRNA binding; ATP binding
Source: RefSeq, a predicted model, not a curated record
UUCGCCGUCAUGCGCAAGCAGCUCGACCCGCGCAUCCCAAUAUUAAUCCAGAAUAAUGUGAAGAAAAACAAUCGCUCUUUCAUUGUGCUUGUUGGAGACAAGGGAAGGGAUCAGAUUCCAAACCUCCAUUACUUGCUGAGUCAAACGCGAGUAUCCGCUCGGCCUUCUGUAUUAUGGUGCUAUAAGAAAGAUCUUGGCUUCACGAGUCACCGGAAGAAUGCAGAGAACAAGAUAAAGCGCGACAUAAAACGGGGCAUCCGGGAGCCAAACGAGAAGAAUCCAUUCGAAGUUUUCAUUGCCGCUACUGACAUACGAUAUACGUACUAUAAAGAGUCAGAGAAGAUUUUGGGCCAUACCUACGGAAUGCUGGUCUUGCAGGACUUCGAGGCUGUAACGCCAAAUUUACUUGCUAGAACUAUCGAAACGGUUGAAGGAGGAGGCUUGAUCGUUUUGCUCCUCAAAACUAUGACGAGUCUGAAGCAGCUCUACACGAUGACCAUGGAUGUGCACGCUCGAUAUAGAACUGCAUCUCAUGACUCCGUAGUGGCCCGCUUCAACGAACGAUUUAUCCUUUCUCUUGGGUCGUGCGAGGACUGCCUCUUUUUAGACGACGAACUGAACGUCCUUCCCAUUUCCCGUGGCAAAGAUAUCACCCCUAUCGAGGAUGGUGAACUCCCCAAAAUCACCCCCGACCAAACGCAACUUGCUGCUCUACGUGAGAGCUUGGUAGACACAACUCCUGCUGGGCCCCUAGUCACCCUUGCGAAAACGCUGGAUCAAGCGCAAGCCGUACUUACAUUUAUCGAAGCGAUUUCGGAAAAGACACUUUCAUCGACUGUUACCCUUACUGCUGCUCGUGGACGUGGAAAAUCAGCAGCGUUAGGAUUGGCAAUCGCCGCAGCCCUUGGACAUGGCUACUCUAAUAUCUUCGUAACCAGCCCAAGCCCAGAAAAUCUCAAGACCGUUUUUGAGUUCAUAUUCAAGGGUAUGGAUGUCCUGGGCUACGAAGAACAUCUUGACUAUGACAUCAUGCAAAGCGUAUCGGCGGAGGGUGGACCGAAAGGCGCGAUCGUAAGAGUAGACGUGUUCAAAAAUCAUCGCCAAACCAUCCAGUAUAUCCAACCUCAAGAUGCCCACGUCCUGGGUCAAGCAGAACUUGUCAUCAUCGAUGAGGCCGCUGCAAUUCCCCUACCACUUGUUCGAAACCUCAUUGGGCCCUACCUCGUCUUUCUUGCUUCGACAAUCAAUGGUUAUGAAGGCACCGGCCGCAGCCUUUCAUUGAAGCUGUUCAAGCAGCUUCGGGAAAGUACACGACCUUCAUUAACUAAAGCUCCCGCUGGCUCUGCCGGUGCUAGUAAAGAUGAGGACUCUGCACCUUCUACAUCCAAAAAACAUCCCAAACCUGCUCCCAAGGCGAGAUCACUACGAGAGAUCAAGCUCACAACGCCCAUACGGUAUGGCACCAACGACAAGAUCGAGAAGUGGCUCUAUAAUGUCCUCUGUCUCAACGCUACCACUGGCUCGUCUUCUCAUCGUGGAACCCCGCAUCCUUCAACCUGCUCGCUUUUCUAUGUCAAUCGCGACACGCUAUUCAGUUAUCAUCCUGCUAGUGAAGUGUUUCUGCAACGCAUGAUGGCGUUAUAUGUCGCAUCGCAUUAUAAAAACCAGCCGAACGACCUUCAAAUGCUUUCGGACGCACCAGCUCAUCACCUUUUCGUACUGCUCCCACCAAUAGAAGACGAUGAAGAUACACUACCAGAGCCGCUGGUGGUUUUACAAGUCGCGCUAGAGGGUGGAUUGAAGAAAGAGGUUGUUUUAGAUGCUGCUGGACGAGGUCAACAAGCGAGUGGAGAUAUGAUUCCGUGGGUCAUCAGCACGCAGUUUCUAGAGAGUGGGUUCGCAUCGUUGAAGGGAGGUCGAGUUGUCAGGAUAGCGUCAGAUCCUGAUUAUGCAGGGAUGGGUUACGGGUCCAGAGCACUGGAGGCCCUCAACGCGUUCUACAGCGGCGAAUACUACGAUUUCGACGAAGCGGAGAAAGCGGCCCCAAAAUAUCCCAAGCCAGGGAAAUUCGAUCUUUCAACGGCUGAUCUGCAUACCGAAACACCAUCAGUGAAACCAGUCACAAGCAUGCCCCCGUUAUUACAAAGGUUAUCGGAGCGCAAACCCGAGGUGCUGGAUUACCUAGGUGUGAGCUAUGGGCUGACUGCCCAGCUUCUUCGAUUUUGGAAGAAAGCUGGCUACGUCCCUCUUUAUCUGCGGCAAACUCCAAGCGAGUUAACUGGAGAGCACAGCUGCCUUAUGGUCCGCGGCUUGAAUAGCACGGCCGACAGUCAAGAGUGGCUGGGGGAGUUUGCUAAAGGCAUGUCAACCUCAACUCCAGUGGAUCUUAACCUAACGAAUCAUAGACUUCCGAAGACGAUUCCUUUCCCUUCUUUCCUACAAGUUCCGCGAAUUCGGGAGCAUCACUGCUUUAAGCAUACUCGAAGCUGUGAAUAUCGGCCUCAAAACAAUCGACUCGGACCCCUCAAAAUCGCGACCGUAGCCCUUGCCUCAACUGAACUCUCCCAUCUCCUCACCCCCUUCGACCUAAAACGACUAGAAGCAUAUUCAAACAAUAUGCUCGACUACCACGCAGCCCUCGACCUCGUUCCCACCAUUGCCAAACUCUUCUUCGAACGACGACUAAUCGGGGCCGGAGAGGACGAGAACGUACAUCUCAGUGCGGUCCAGAGCGCCAUUCUCCUCGGUCUUGGGCUACAAAAUAAGGAAAUCGACGACCUCGAGAAAGAGCUGACGCUGCCCUCCUCACAAACACUCGCCCUGUUCGGCAAACUCGUCCGCAAGAUCACGAAACGGCUUGUCGGAAUACAAAAGGCUGCCAUUGGUGCCGACAUUCCCGAGGCCGCUCCAAAACCGGCGUUUGCAGCAGACACCGGGACGGUAACCGCUGCCGCGUUGGAAGAUGAACUCGAGGAGGCUGGUGCAGUAGAGAUGAGCAAGGAGAAGCAACGCCAACGAGAGAUGAUCGAUAGUCUUGAUCUGAAGAAGUAUGCGAUAAAUGACGCGGGCGUAGACUGGAGCGUGGCGGAACGGCAAAUAGGGAAAGGAAGGGGCAAUACGGUGGUCAGUGUGAAGUCCACUGCUGCUGGCCAAAAGCGCAAGGCAGAUGAGACAGAAACAAGAGAAAACGGUGGCGGUGAUAAGGAAAACACGAAGGGGCAAGAAGCAAAAGCGAUAGUCUCUGUUGUUACACUGUAG